Messenger RNA from Labeo rohita (rohu), 3174 nucleotides. RefSeq names its product blood vessel epicardial substance (gene popdc1). The transcript is spliced from 8 exons. The record is from RefSeq and is a predicted model, not a curated record. Gene Ontology annotation, molecular function: cAMP binding. Gene Ontology annotation, cellular component: sarcolemma. Lineage: Eukaryota; Metazoa; Chordata; Actinopteri; Cypriniformes; Cyprinidae. The coding region runs from base 128 to 1198 and encodes 356 amino acids.
GCUGGAAUGCGCUCCUCACACACUGCAGCUCUCAGCUCAGCCAUAGCAGUGUUAUCUUCUGCCUUAACAUUCCUCCAGACUGCGCACAUUAGAGCUUGAAUCGACAACAACGCUUGAAAACUUCAUAAUGUCAGACUCUUUAAACUACACAACAUCUCCACUGCCCUCCAGUGUCCCAUCAGUCACUGGUGAUUUAAACGCCACAUUAUGUCAGGACUGGGAGCAGUCUCAUCACCUUCUCUUCCACCUGGCCAACCUGAGCCUUGGUCUAGGUUUCCUCAUCCCCACCACAAUAGCGCUUCAUAUGAUCUUCCUCAGACUGCUGCUGAUGACAGGGUGCUCUUUGUUCAUAGCAUGGGCCACAUUAUAUAGAUGCACACUGGAUGUGAUGGUGUGGAAUGUGGUUUUCCUUCUGGUAAACUUCAUGCAUUUCUUCUUCCUGCUUUAUAAACGCAGACCGAUUAAGAUUGACAGGGAGCUAAAAUCAUUGUACAAGCGCAUGUUCGAGCCCCUGCAUGUACGUGAAGCUCUGUUUCAGAGGCUCACAGGCCAGUUUUGCACAAUCCAGACCCUAAAGAAGGGCCAGGUCUAUGCAGCAGAGGAUAAGACCUCUGUUGACGAGCGCCUCAGCAUUCUUCUUAAAGGAAAGAUGAAGGUAUCAUACCGUGGCCAUUUCUUGCAUAAUAUUUACACCAAUGCCUUCAUCGACUCUCCAGAAUUCAGGUCGACUCAGAUGAACAGGGGUGAGAGGUUUCAGGUCACGAUUACUGCUGAGGAACACUGCAAGCUCCUGUGCUGGUCUAGAGAGCGUCUGACUUACUUCCUGGAGUCAGAGUCUUUUCUGAACGAGGUGUUCAGGUACCUCAUUGGCAAAGACAUCACCAACAAGCUUUACUCUCUCAAUGAUCCAACCCUGAGUGACAAGGCUGUGAAGAAAAUGGACCGUCAGCCAAGCCUAUGUUCUCAGCUGUCUAUGAUGCAGAUGAGGAACAGCAUGGCUAGCACCAGCGACACAGACGAUGUGCUCAACCAAAUCCUGAGAGGCGGGUCAACUGGGUCAUCGCUCCAGAAAAAUCCUCUGACAAAAGCAUCCACAACUAUGAAGCCAAUUGAAGAAGGAAUGGAAGAUGAUGUUUUUGAACCUGAAUCCCCUACUACCUCCCAGAACAUUUCCAGGACCCGCAGACAAGACAUGUAAAAUGUAUUUUGUCACCUCACGAUUUUAGACUGCUGUGCUUCUUUAUGUUCUAUAUAAAAAGACUGUAAAGUGAAUUAAACAGGAAGAGUAUUCAGACUCACCUAUAGAUUAAACUGUUCUGAGAGAGGAGAGGUAUUCUUGUGUUACAGAUUUACCUUUAAAUUAGCUUGGAAACCAUCUCAUAUAAUAGUUUCUUGUACAGAAAGCAUUUUAGAUAAAACACUGUCAGAUUUCUUUUAACACGAGUGUGACAUUUCAAAGACCAGAAAUAUCGGUAACAAAAUAGUAUUAUUUCAUUUAGAACAGAUUGUUGUUGUUUUUGUUUGUUUGUUUUUUUUAUUUGAAUUUGGUUACUCAGACAUGAUUACAAUGAAGUAUGUACAAUACACACAAUACAAAUGCAUCACCUGCUAUUUUUUUUUAAACAACCAUCAGAUGCCUUAAGUGCUACUCAUACAUGUAAAACAAAAGUGAUAACCUCUCAACCAUCAGCAAAACAUGUACCAUUAGUUUGAUACAAGAGUCAGACAUAUACCAUGUGAAUUUCCUUGCAUGUUCCUGUUUUUUAAGUCAUGUUUUCUUGUGUGAUACGUUAACAGUCAAUAUUAUUAUUACAAUGAAUCACAUUAUUACAGUUUAGCAAAUAUGUGGAUUACAUCUUUUCUCACGUAGGGUUAAGCAAUGAUGAAGUGUACACUGGAUCUGAAUGUCUUGUUUGCUGUUUGAAGGAUUUCCAUUUCUUCCACUUCUUUGUUUUUUAAAGUGACUAUUGUGUGUUUAAAUUCAUACUGAUACUUGAAAUCACUUUUUUUUUAGAUUAAAGUUUGGCACUAUGGACAUGCGUUUUAUUACUUAAGUAUUUCAUUAUUGCUUCUUUCUAACAUAACAAUGGCUGUGCUUAACAUUUAAGUGAUUUCAAACAUAUGUGGUAAGAUUUUAAAAAAAGAGAAAGUAAUUAAUUUUAUUCAUCACACAUUAAAAUGAUGAAAAGUGAGUGAAGAGUGAAGACAUUUAAAAUGUUACAAAAUAUUUAUAUUUAAUAAAUGAUUUAAUACAUUUUAUAAAUAUAUUUGACAAACACAAAUAAAUGCUGUUCACUGAACUUUCUAUUUAUCAAAAAAUCCUGGAAAAUAUAAUCUAUCAGCAUUUUCACACACAAUAUUUAGCAGCACAACUAUUUUCAACACUGAUAUUAAUCAGAAAUGUUUUGUGAGCAUCAAAUCAAAUUGUAAUGAUUUCUGAACGAUCACUGAACACUGGAGUAAUGAUGCAUCACAUCUUUUGCAUGACAGGAAUAAAUUUCAUUUUGUAAUAUAUUAAAAUAGAAAACUUUUUUUUGUUUUAAAUUGUAAUAAUAUUUCACAAUAUUGACGUUUUUACUUUAUUUGUGAUUAAAUAAAUGCAGCCUUGGUGAGCAGAAGAGAUUUGUUUCAAAAUCAUUAAUAAUUGUAAUGGUUCCAAACUUUUGGCAGGUUAAUAGUUAUAUUAUAUUAUAUUAUAUUAUAUUAUAUUAUGUUAUGUUAUUACAUGCUAUUAGAUUUUGAUGUGAUACAUUUUAAUUUUAUUAUUUUUUAAAUAUUAAGUGCCAGGGACAUGGUCAGAUUUUUUAUUUAUAGAACCUUUAUUACUUUAUUUGACAACCAAAUAUCAAGUUAAAAUAAUUUGUCAAAACAGUGGACAUACACUGAUAUGUAGUCAUUGUACUCACCAAACUGAAGGGAAGAGAGAAAAGCGUAGUCUACCUCUAGGCCAUCAGACUUGUGAAUCCUUUACAGGCAUGGCCAUAUAUGAUCCCUGUCCCAGGUUUUAUUUUAAAUGUACUGAAAUAUAUAUGAAAACAGAAUGUUAAGUUUCUUUGAUUUGUCUUAUAUGGACUUGAUAACAAUUAAACAAAUAAAUAUGUACCUAAAACUGUGUCUGGCAAUGAUUCAUAUCCAGAUGAACCUGGGUAAGGUGGAGUGAUCAGGCAUUAACUU